Phytophthora infestans T30-4 is the source of this 1524-nucleotide messenger RNA. Its product is annotated as inosine-5'-monophosphate dehydrogenase, putative. The transcript has 4 exons. Gene Ontology annotation, molecular function: IMP dehydrogenase activity. Gene Ontology annotation, biological process: GTP biosynthetic process. The record is from RefSeq and is a predicted model, not a curated record. Gene Ontology annotation, cellular component: cytoplasm. Lineage: Eukaryota; Oomycota; Peronosporomycetes; Peronosporales; Peronosporaceae. Bases 1 to 1524 code for a protein of 507 amino acids.
AUGGACGAGAGUCUCUACGACGGCGUGAGCGCCGAGCAGCUCUUCCACAACAAGGACAGCAAUGGCCUCACCUUUGAUGACGUUAUUUCCCUGCCUGGCCACAUUAACUUUGGCGUUCAGGACGUGGAGGUGGCCACGAAGUUGACCAAGAAGGUAAAGCUAUCGGCUCCCAUCGUGAGCUCUCCCAUGGACACCGUGACGGAGGCCAACAUGGCCAUCGCUAUAGCACUACAGGGUGGACUGGGAUUCCUACACUGUAACAACUCGAUUGAGCAGCAAUCCGAAAUGGUGCGCGCGGUAAAGGUCUACGAGAACGGCUUCAUCCCCGAGCCAAAGGUGCUGGGACCGACAAAUACUGUUCUCGACCUGGAUCAGCUGAAGGUUUCUGGUGUCCCUAUUACGGAGGACGGACAACCUACUGGAAAACUUGUGGGUCUGGUCACGAGCCGCGAUGUGGACUUUAUUGAAGACCGCUCGGUGGCAUUGUCGACCAUCAUGGUGCCUCUCAAGCAGUUGAUUGUUGGCACGUAUCCGAUCUCGCUUGAGGAGGCCAACAUGGUGCUGAAGGAGGCGAAAAAGGGCACUCUUCCCAUUGUGGAUGCGUCGGGUAACCUCGUGUCUCUCAUGACCCGCUUGGACUUACUCAAGCACCGCGACUAUCCGAACGCUGUGCGUGACCCUGAGACCCAUAAACUGCUUGUCGGUGCUGCUGUGUCGGUGAACGAGCAGGCCAAGUCGCGCAUCGAUGCGCUUGUGGCUGCUGGUACCGACGUCAUUGCUCUGGAUGCCCGCCAGGGUGACAGCGCCGCCCAAAUCGACCUCGUCAAGUACAUUAAGCAGACACACCCGUCUGCAGAAGUUGUUGGUGGCAAUGUUGUUACCGCGAAGCAGUUGAAGAACCUGCUUGACGCCGGUGUGGAUGGUGUCCGUGUUGGGAUGGGUGUGGGUUCUGUGUCCACCUCGCAGGUCGUGAAGGCCGUAGGUCGUGCCCAAUGGUCGGCAAUCUACAAUACCGCUCUUCUAGCCAAGGACUACGGUGUCCCCGUCAUCGCUGACGGUGGCAUCGGUAGCCCUGGAGCUGCUAUCAAGGCGCUCUCUCUUUGUGCUUCGGUUGUUAUGAUGGGAUCGAGUCUUGCAGGCACAGCGGAGGCCCCAGGCGACUACUUUUUCCAGGACGGCAUGCGUCUGAAGCACUACUAUGGCAGCGGCAGUCAUGAGUACUACCGCCACGGAAACGCUGCUCACGCUGCUGCCGCUGCCAGCCACGUUGCUGUCGGUGUGUCCGGUGCAGUAGUGGACCAGGGCAGUGUGCACAAGUACUUGCCAUACAUCCAGCAGAGUAUCCGUCACGGUUUCCAGGACCUGGGAGUGGGCUCGAUCCCGCAGCUACACACUGCACUGUACAAGGGCGAUCUGCGCUUCGAACGCCGCACUGUCAGUGCACAGAAGGAGGGCGGUGUUCACGACCUGUUCACGUACUCCAAGCAGCUCUACGCCCAGACAACUUCGCUGACGCCGAACUGA